Pseudozyma flocculosa PF-1 is the source of this 1890-nucleotide messenger RNA. RefSeq lists its product as uncharacterized. The record is from RefSeq and is a predicted model, not a curated record. Bases 1 to 1890 code for a protein of 629 amino acids. Lineage: Eukaryota; Fungi; Basidiomycota; Ustilaginomycetes; Ustilaginales; Ustilaginaceae. The transcript has a single exon.
AUGGGCCUGUUUGAGAAGAGCAGCAAGCGGGCCAACUCGGACGACAGCGACCCGGACCUCGACGGCGACGACCGCGCCAAGCCGCUCAAGGAGUCCGAGGACGGCUACCUCGACCUCGACUUUGGCACAGCGGCGCCACCACCGCCCAGCUACGGCGAUGCCCUUGCCUCGUCUUCACAGGCCGCCUCUGUGCGCGUCAAGCUCAGCGACCUCGUCACCCCGACCGAGGCGCGGCGUCGGCCCAACCUGCUCUCGCAGUACGUCGUUCAGCGUCACAAGUACGCCGCCAAGUCGCGCAGCGCCGCCGCCGGCGAUGACGCCAACGACAGCGACGACGAAGAGGGCGGACGUGGCAUCCUGGGAAAGGGUGCGGGCAAGCUGAGCGCCCUGACCGGCAACGUCUUCAAGGGAAAGGCAAAGGCAAAGGCCGAAACGUCGUCGCAGGCCGCCGCCGCCGACUCGGGCAAGCGGGGCAUCCAGCUGAUCGCCGACACUCGGCGUAUCUACUCGCCUGGGGACACCGUCCAAGCCACCAUCCGCGUCCCAUCGGACCGCGUGUCCGAGCAGCCCUUCGACAGCCUCACGUGCGAGCUCAAGGGAGACAUCCGCACCUACGGCAUCUUCUACGAUGGCCAGGGCAACCAGUACAUCUCCCACGCUACCCAUCCCAUCUUCAAGCACGUCGAAUCGCUGCUCGAGGAUGGCAUCAUCCACGGCGCUGCCCAGGACGGCGAUGGCAGGGACGCGCUCGGCGACGACAGGAAGCUGGCCGCGCCUGGCGCAACGACGUCCGCAGCGGGCCGCUUUGGCAGUUUGACCUCCUCGUCCAGCCGUGUGCAGAUCGUGUCGCCUCCCGACGACGACUUUGUCGAGUGGCGCUUCAUCUCGACGCUGCCCUCGACAUUCGUCGACAAAGACCACAUGACCAAGCCGCUGCCCAGCACUUUCCACGGCCGCGGGGACUCGAGCAGCAGCAACUGGUGCCUGUACUGCUUCAAGCUCGUCGGCCGUCGCCGCGGGGUCCUGAAGCGCGCCGAGAGGGUGUGGCUGCCGAUCCUCGUCGUCAAUCGCAGCGUAGCUCUGCCCGUGCCUCGACUGAGCCUGCCGACCGCGCCGGGGCAGAUCCCAAGAGAAUGGACCGUCUUCCGCACGGGCGCCACGCAGCGCAAGAAUCUCGUACAGGAGAGGGCCAUCCUGCUCAUCGACUGCAUCCUGCCGCCCGUCGAUACGGUCGCGUGCAAUGGCGAGAUCCCGGUGGCGAUCCGGGCCACGGCCAUCUCCAAGGAUAGCUCUUGCAUCGACCCUAGGCUCGGGUCGUCGGGCGACUCGGUCCUGCCGGAUCUCAGGCAGGCGGUGCGGCUGGCGCUCCGUCGCACGGAUGAGUCGAGCGCCAAAGGAGCCAGCCACACCGACACGGCAGAGUACGGCGUGACGGUACGCUGGUCCGAGGCGACCGUGCCGUGGACGCUGCCCGAACCUUUCGAUCCCGAGCGUUGCUUCAGUGGCGCCGCAGGCCAGGAUGACGACGGCGGCCAGGGAAGCGCGAGCGGCGCCGCGCCGAGGCCGAUCGCAACAUCGUCGCAGACGCGGCGGUUCUUUCCCAAGUCUGUGCCAAAGCUCCCGCCGGCCGGUGCGGGCUACCUGGUCUCGACGUCGACGUUGCACGGCGCGGUCCGCCUCGACGUGAGCCCGGGCGUCCGGCUGGCGCACCUUCAGGUCGGGUACGAGCUGCUGCUGCGCUGCCGGCUCGAGUGGAAGCACAUCAAGGAGAACCUUAGGCCGCUCGAUGUGCGGUCCCCCAUCUCUGACGCCGAGACCGGCGCAGGUGCGCUGGAGGUGGCGGUGGCGGUGCUGGGCGAAGAAGGGGCGCAAAAGCUGCUGCGUAUGUAG